AUGACAUCAUGGACAAUCGCUCCUGUACCAACGGAUGCGAUUCCGGAGACAGAAUAUGGUAAUGAAGAUUUCAUUGAAAUCCAUCUAGACGAACGAUAUGAUAUAGGAGAAAAUAUGCAACUUUGUAAAAUAUGGAAAAAAAACGAUAUUGAUGUGAUCAUAUUGGAAAAAAAUUAUAGGAUAUUUCAUGAUGCCGAUCAAUGUAUAGAUUUCAUUACAUCGUAUGAAUGGCGAAAAGUUUUCUUGACAUUGACUGAUCAUUUCAGUUAUCUAAUCGAAUUAAUUCAUCAUUUACCACAGAUUGUUUAUUUUUAUAUUUAUUCUCGAUCACCAGAGAGAAUAUCCUACACAACAAUACGAUAUCCGAAACUUCGAGCUAUUGUUCAAGAAGAUUCACCAAAUGCCGAUGAGCAAUUACUAAAAGAUAUUGAUAUAUUUCGACAAGAUUUAAUGCCAAUGAAUGUAGUCAAGCCGAUUAAACGAAAAACCAAACUUUUAAUCCAAGAACCAAUUAAUCUCGACACAUAUCGGAUUAUCUGGCUAGUAGACAAAGAAAAUCUUACAACAAUUGAUACAUCACCUAUAUCCAAUAUAAAUAUUCCGCUAAAAAUAUUUUACAGUCUCGAUCAAUCUAUUGAUGUGAUUAAAUCCUCUACUGAUACAAAAUUUUUUUUCAUUUCGUCCCAUUCAAAUAAUCAAAUGGUUGUAGAAAAGGUCGCCGAGUACUCCCAAGUAAUUGCUAUUUAUAUAGUCCAAACUGAAGCAGAUUUAACUAGAAGAUCACAGUUUUCCUAUCCAAAACUCCAUGGAAUACAUUCGGAUAUUCCCUGUUUGGCUGAAGAAUUAUCAAAAGAAUACAAACAUCAUUUAAAUUAUUCCGAAAUGCCGUUAAGCGUCUUUCAUCGAGAUAAAAAUGAGAAAACAGUUCGAGAUUUAAAUAAAAAUAAUGUGAAAUUUUUAUGGCUUCAAUUAUUAAUUGAUAUUCUUAUUCAAAUUCCACAUAAUGAUUACGCUAAAGAUGAAAUGUUGGAUGAAUGUCGAAAACAUUUUGGAAUUCCUGGCAAUAAUGAUAAUGAUGAAAAGAUCGAUGAAAACAUGAUCGAUGCAGAAAUAAAGAAAGAUCGUGCCAAAGCAGAAAAGGAUUUGAUUAAUUUCGAGAAAAAUUAUAAAUCUAGUGAAGCUUUAAAAUUUUAUACAAAUGAUUCUUUUCUAUAUCGUUUAUUUAAUCGAGCUUUUCGAACCGAGAAUAUUGAUUUAUUAUUUAUCUUUCGAUUUUUCUUAGCCGAUAUGUACAAACAUUUACAAAAAUUACAUUCUGAACAAUUUCCUGAUAAGCUUCCACGUACGGUGUUUCGUGGACAAGUGAUGACCAGUUUAGAAUUUAAUAGUAUCAAGAAUAAUAUUGGGCAUUUAAUGUCAGUGAAUACGUUCUUUUCUACAACUACAACUCGUGAUGUCGCAGAAAUGUAUUCUGGCUUAGGUGAAGAUACUAAGAUGUUAUCCGUGCUAUUUGAAAUUGAAGUGGAUACUACUCGUUCAAUGAUCAAGAGACCAUUUGCUUCAAUCAAUGAAUUGAGUCAAUUUUCUGAUGAAGAUGAAGUAGUAUUUUCGGUCGGAUCUAUGUUUCGUAUCAAAUAUAUUGAAAAUCGACGACCCGUCAACGGAUAUUGGUAUGUUCAACUAGAAUUAGUCGAAGAUGACAGUGAAAUGAAUGAACUUCGAAAUGAUUUAGAGCAACAAUAUUGCGAUAAAGGGAAUUUACGUAGUCUAGGUUUAGUUCUCAGAGCUAUGGGCGAUUACGAAAGAGCAGAACGUUAUUUUCGCAUGUUACUUGAAUAUAUUCCCGAAGAUCAUCAUAAUAUGGGUCAUAUUUACUCAGAUUUGGCAAUGAUUGCCCUUGAUAAAGGAGAUUAUCAAACUGCAAUUCAAUAUGAUGAGAAAGCUUUAAAAUACUUUACAGCACCAGAUAUUUAUGACCAACGAGAAUAUAUCGGCCAUGUAUAUACUCAGCUCGGUGCAGCUCAUCAACAACUGGGUAAUCUUGAUUUAGCGAUGAAAUAUCUCACCAUGGCCACAGAUAUUCAAAAGUCACCUGAAUCACUUUCAUAUACCUACAAUCAAAUGGCUCUCGUAUAUCGAAACAAGGGAGAGAAACAAUUAGCUCUAGAAUAUUUUCAAAAAACAUUACACAUUGAAGAACAAAUCUUAAAAACAAAUCAGUAUAAUCCUGUAAUGGCAACUAUGUAUAAUAAUAUCGGUGAAAUAUAUGUACAAUUAGGUGAUGAUGAAAAUGCUUUGAAAUAUUUACAUCAUGCAUUAGAUAUUCGUCUGAAAGGUACUGUGUCUACACAUACAGAUCUUGCUGCAAUUUAUAUUAAUUUGGGAAAUGUCUAUCUGCGGAAAAAAGAACUGAAGAAAGCAUUGGAAGUAUUAGAAAAAGCACUGGAGAUUGAUACUCAAAAGUUUGGGAACAAUCAUGAAUCAUUAGCCAUAACACAUAAUAAUAUAAGUGCAGUCUACAAAGAAAUGAAUGAUCUACCGAGAGCUGUGGAUCAUUUAGAAACGGCUUUAAAAAUACUUUUACAAUCACAAGCGGGCGAAAAUCAUGUUGAUAUAUCUAAAUUACAACUUAACCUUGGAAUGAUGCAAUUUGCUUUAGGCAAUAGCAAUAAAGCAUUACGAAUCACACAAAAAGCAUUACAAAAUCAGUUAAAAAAACUUCCAGAAAAUCAUGAAACGUUUGCUAAUACAUAUUUAUUAUUGGCAAAAAUAUAUAAAAACGAAAAGGAUAUGAUCAAUGCUUUGAAAUUUAUGGAAAAAGCGAUUGAAGUUGCUCGCGUUGCCAUUCUACCGAAGGAUAAGCUAGCAUUCGAAAGUUUUCAGCUCCAAAUUGAUUUGUUAAAAAAUAGUCAAUAUGGCGAGGGCUUAGGAUUUCGACAAGCAGAUGGAACAAUCUCUUGUGCGCCGGAUAAUUCUGAUCAACAAGAUGAUCUUAUAGCAAAUUGUUAUCAACAACUUCAACAGGUUGCAUCAGAUGAUAUUAUAAACCGUCUUCAAUUACUCAAUAAUAUUGGAGCACUGUACUCGAGCAAAGAAAAUUUUCCCAUGGCUAUAAAAUAUUUUAAUGAGGCGAUUGACAUUUUCAAUAGAUAUCAAACCUCAGAUCAAUAUUUUCCAGAACAACUCGAAAAUAUAAUAAUAGCGAGUUAUUUUGGUAUUAGUCGAGUAUAUUAUCGACAAGAAGAUUGGGCAAUGUCGCUGAAGAAUUUGCAAAAAGCACUUGAUUUUGCUUUAAAACAACACCAAGAUUAUUUAUUCAUCGCUGAGAUUUAUCAUGCAAUGGGCUUAUCUUACACACAUCAACUAGACUUCUAUCGAGCAAUUCAUUACCUUGAGUUAGCGAUUUCUACUGCGAACAAGGAAUUACCUAAUGAUCAUCCCCGAAUUCAAAUCUAUGUUCAUCAUUUACGUCAAUUGAAAAACUGA
Rotaria sordida is the source of this 3486-nucleotide messenger RNA. The record is from the annotation of a GenBank genome assembly. Lineage: Eukaryota; Metazoa; Rotifera; Eurotatoria; Philodinida; Philodinidae.